CACCAUGUUCGGCCAGCAGCAGCAACAGCUCCAGCAGCUCCAGCAGCAGCAGUUGCUGCAGCUCCAGCAGCUGCUCCAGCAGUCCCCGCCGCAGGCCCCGCUGCCCGUGGCCGUCAGCCGGGGGCUCCCCCAGCAGCAGCCGCCGCAGCAGCUUCUGAAUCUCCAGGGCCCCAACUCUGCGUCCCUCCUCAAUGGCACUAUGCUCCAGAGAGCUUUGCUUUUGCAGCAGCUGCAAGGACUGGACCAGUUUGCAAUGCCACCAGCCCCGUAUGACAGUGCCGGUCUCACCAUGCCCACGGCCACAUUGGGUAACCUCCGAAGCUACAGCAUGGCAACCCCAAGCUUGACGGCCCCCAGCCUCACGCCCCCCCAGCUGGCCACUCCCAAUUUGCAGCAGUUCUUUCCCCAGGCCACUCGCCAGUCUCUGCUGGGCCCCCCUCCCGUUGGGGUCCCCAUGAACCCCUCCCAGCUCAACCUCUCAGGGCGGAACCCCCAGAAACGGGCCUGGACCUCCUCCUCUACUGCCUCCAAUCGCAAGGAUUCUUCUUCUCAGACGAUGCCUGUGGAAGACGGGUCAGACCCCCCAGAGGGGUCUGAGGAAGCAACAGAGCCCCGAGCAGACACACCAGCAGACCAAGAUUCACCCCUCUGCUCAGAGGACAUCACCAAGGAGAGACAUAAUCCCACGCCUGAGCCUGAGCCCUGUGAGGCAUCCGAGCCCCCUGCCAAGAGGUCGAAGAGUUCAGUGGAGCCCACAGAGAAGGGGCCUCCCGGGCAGCUACAGGCAAAGGUCCAGCCACAGGCACGGAUGACGGUCCCCAAGCAGACGCAGACACCAGAACUGCUGCCUGAGCCCCUGGAGGCCCGAGUGCUGCCCCGAUUCCAGCCACGGGUUCUGCAGAUCCAGGCCCAGGUGCAGCCGCAGGCUCAGCCACGGCUGCCACCAACGGACACCCAGGUGCAGCCAAAGCUGCAGAAGCAGGCACAAACACAGACCUCUCCAGAGCACUUAGUGCCACAGCAGAAGCAGGUGCAACCACAGCUGCAGAAGGAAGCAGAGUCCCUGAGGCAGGCGCAGUCACAGGCACGUUCCCAGCCCCCAAGGCAGGUGCAGCCGCAGCCGCAGAAGCAGGCCCAGACACAGACGUAUCCACAGGGCCACGCACAGGCACAGCCAAGGGGCCAGACACCGGAGCAGCCUUCAGCGCAGGUGCCCGCACAGCCACCAGAGCAGACCCACAAGCGGCCUCAGACCCAGCCGCCAGCGUCGAUUCUGGCUGAGGCCACAGGGCUGGAGACACCGCCGGAUACUGCAGAAGCCAGAGGAGGCAUGGAGGAGGCCUCGUCAGAGCCUGCAGGCACCCAGGUCGGUGUGGAGGAGAGGCAGGAGGAGCCAGCCAGUGGCCUGGACGUGGGAGAGUGUGAGAAACGAGCGCGAGAGAUGCUAGGGGCAUGGGGUGCCGGGGGCUCCCUGAAGGUCACCAUCCUGCAGAGUAGUGAUAGCCGGGCCUUCAGCACUGCACCCCUCACGCUCAUGCCCCGCCCUGGUGACGCCACUUCUGCUACCCCUGCGGCGGCCAGCACGCCCUCCAGACAGGCCCUCCAGUUCUUCUGCUAUAUCUGCAAGGCCAACUGCACCAGCCAGCAGGAGUUCCAGGACCACAUGUCGGAGUCUCACCACCAGCAGCGGCUAGCAGAGAUCCAGCACAUGAGCCAGGCCUGCCUCCUGUCCCUGCUUCCCGUGCCCCGGGACGUCCUGGAGAGAGAGGAGGAGGAGCCUCCGCCCAGGCGCUGGUGCAAUACCUGCCAGGUGUACUACAUGGGGGACCUGAUCCAACACCGCAGGACACAGGACCACAAGAUCGCAAAACAAUCCCUACGACCAUUCUGCACUGUCUGCAACCGCUACUUCAAGACCCCUCGCAAGUUUGUGGAGCACGUGAAGUCCCAGGGGCACAAGGACAAAGCCAAAGAGCUGAAGACGCUGGAGAAGGAGCUCGCUGGCCAAGAUGAGGACCACUUCAUCACGGUAGACGCUGUGGGUUGCUUUGAGGGCGAUGAGGAAGAGGAGGAUGACGAGGACGAUGAAGAAGAAGAGAUCGAGGUUGAGGAGGAAUUGUGCAAGCAGGUGCGGUCCAGAGACAUUUCCAUAGAGGAGUGGAAGGGCUCGGAGACCUACAGCCCCAACACUGCGUACGGCGUGGACUUCCUGGUGCCGGUGAUGGGCUACAUCUGUCGCAUCUGCCACAAGUUCUACCACAGCAACUCGGGGGCACAGCUGUCCCACUGCAAGUCCUUGGCCCACUUUGAGAACCUGCAGAAAUACAAGGCGGCCAAGAAACCCAGCCCCACCACACGGCCUGUGAGCCGCCGGUGCGCCAUCAACGCCCGCAACGCCUUGACUGCCCUGUUCGCCUCUGGUGGCCGCUCGCCUUCCCAGCCCAGCACCCAUGACUCGGCCAAAACCCCCAGCAAGGCCCUUUGAACAUGCUGCCGCCUCUGCCUGGAAUAUGCUGGGUCCUCCUGUCUUCCUUCCCUCCUCUCUUCCUGGAUGAGUCUCACUCAUCCUCCAAGUCUCAGUGUGGAUGUCACCACGGGGAGUCCUCUCAGUGCCCCAGACAGGAUGGGGCCUCUAUCCUGACCCCAGUUCCCCCCCCGACUCCAUGGCCCUCAUGCUUAGGAUCUACUGCUGGGCCAGCCUGUGUCUCCCACUUGACUGUGAAGCCCCACAAGAGGUGAAUGGUCUUGUGUUUGCUGCUGUCUCUCCAGUGCCCUCACUGUCACACAAUGAGCAUCUGUGGAAUGAGUGAGUGAGUGAAUGAAUGAAGGCUCUGCCUUGGCUCCACUCCCUGCCGUUGUCAACCCAUCCCUACCACCCAGAAUGCUUCCACCCCAACAACCCUUCAAGGACCAGAGCACAAAACGACUCCUCCAAGGAGCCUUCCUUGGGCUCCACCGGAAACCAUCCCUUCCUCCCCCAUGACCACUCCUGACCUGCCUCUCAGCAACACAGUGUCCCUUAGGAUCCAAGGGCUGGGCCUGUGCCCACUGCGGGACCCAGUUCUGAGCCAGCCCAUGACUCAGACACACUCAGCUGCCAGCUUGGGACCAACGGGGAUGCAGCCAGUGGAGGCUAGAGGAGCCCAAGGUCUGAGGAGUAUGUGGCAUAUGGGUGCAAAUGUGCCUGUGUCCCCAGGGAAGGGCACCUGUCACCCAAGACAGCCCCCUCACAGAGGACAGAAUCCCAGAAAUCUGAAUCUUAAAGUUCAACCUCCUGGUGGUUGCACUUAGCUGGGGAAACCGAGGCCUAAGAAGGAAGGAACCUCCCCAGGGUCCUCCAGCCGGUUGGUGACAAAGACAGAAGGACUCAGAGUUGGGGCUCAGGGGCACUUGGGUUUGAGUUCUAUCCCAACAAGUUAUGGCACCUUUCUGGAAAAGGGGGUAAGAACUGGGUUGCUGUAAGGAUCCAGGUAUAUCAAGAGCUCAGAUGGGGUCUGGCCGAGCAAGUACUUAAUACAUGGUUGUUAUUAUCAACGUUUCGCAUUCUGUGUCAUGGGACACAAGUUGGGAGAAGAGAAGGGGGAGGCAGGUGUCUCCACUUCCAGUCAGGUGUUAUCUGUGUCAAGGGUACUCUCAGGUCCAAGCCUUUGCUUCUGUCCGGGACACCCUCCUUCCCCCAUUCUAAGUCCUAUCUGCCAACAUCUACUCAAAGUGACCACCUGGGAGGCCCUUCCUGAUGUUCCCACCACGGGUACCACAGUGACUACACACAUCUGGCCACCGUUCACCAGCAAUGCCCAAAGCAAACUUAGCUGCCCACCACUUACCCCAGUGGGAGGUCUCCACCUCUUUAUUCAAAGCAGACCCUGGGGGACAAAAAUGUUCUAGAACUGCUGUGCCGCUGGAUGCACAGCUCUGUGAAUCUACAAAAACCCACUGGAUUGUACACGUUUAAGUGGGUAAGUUGUAUUGGAUGUGAAUUAUAGCUCAAUAAAGCUGUUACAAAACAAAAAGCUUGC
Molecule: messenger RNA, 4019 nt
Organism: Carlito syrichta (Philippine tarsier)
Lineage: Eukaryota; Metazoa; Chordata; Mammalia; Primates; Tarsiidae
Gene: CIZ1
Product: CDKN1A interacting zinc finger protein 1
Exons: 17
Coding region: 5-2485 (826 amino acids)
Cellular component (GO): nucleus
Molecular function (GO): zinc ion binding; nucleic acid binding
Source: RefSeq, a predicted model, not a curated record